Paramecium primaurelia is the source of this 792-nucleotide messenger RNA. The record is from the annotation of a GenBank genome assembly. Lineage: Eukaryota; Ciliophora; Oligohymenophorea; Peniculida; Parameciidae.
AUUUACAAAUGUUGGUUGGAAAGAGAAAGUAUUUUGAAGAUGAGCCAAAUGAAGUACCUUAUAAAUUUAUUAAUUUAGACUAAAAAUCCUACAUUUGCUCUUAGAAGACGUAUUACUUAGGAUAGAAAUUUAGAAACUUUAUGUUAAGCACGUAAAAGACUUACUUAGUAUAUGAUUUUAAUUUAUUUAUUUAGAUAAAAUUUGGCUAUUAUUUAAGAGAAAUACCCUCAGAUUCAAUAAACUGAUAUUUUAAGAUUAUUAGAAGAUUUCGACAACAAUGUUGAAAUGGUAUUUGAGAUUCUUGGCUAAAAGGCAUCUAUUCCAUAGAAAUUCGAGAUUGGUGAUGCAGAUGUAUUGAUUUAAACAUAUAUAUAUAUAGUUUGAUAAUUACAAAAAGGCUUUAAAAGAGGAAUUAUUAAAAAGACUUUAAUAAUCAUAAAAUAUUCAGUCAGCUUAUUAAGUGAUUUAAUUGUGUUUUGAUGCUUUUGAAUAAAAAUUAGGAGAGAAAUUUUAAUCUAAUGUAAAGUUUUAAUUUAUAAUAUAGACUUAGAGAUUGGAGGAUGAAAAUAAAUUAUUGAAAUAAGCAUUUUUAAAGUAACACAAGAGAUUGGAAAAGAUAAGAGUAGAAGCAGAAAAUAAAGAGAAAUAAAAUUAAAAUUUAAUUAAAUCACUCACUGAAGAAAAUAAACAAUAAUAAUAAAUUAAUAAUAACCUCACAAUAUUAUUAAUAUAAGCAUAACAAAAUAACACUGUUUCAACUAUUAAUAAUAUUAACAAUGAUAUAUAUUGAAC